AUGGAGAAAUUUUGUAAUUCAGAAGUCACGACCAAUGAAAAACUGAACGAUUUGAGUGUGAAACUGCUCGAGGUCAAAGAAUCACAGAAGCAAACUGCUACAAACCUGACAGAAUUAACUACAAAUUUUAGAAAAAAUACUGAGUCAAUUGCUGCUAUCAGCUUAGAUCUUUUGAAUUUGAAAGAAACGCGAAAAUCUGAUUUGGAGCAAAUUUCUAAAAGACUAUCUAAUAUAGAGAAAUCAGCACCUGUAUCGUCUGUUCCUCAGCAAGUUUUGGGUAGCACUUCUGAACUGGUGAUUUCAGGUAUUCCUGAUGCAGUUGCAAAUCAUUUAACACCAGGUGAUAUUUCAGCUGAAGUGUUGAAAAGUCUAGAGUUGCCAAAUCUGAUUGGUAGUGUCUUGAAUGCUCGUAAAUUUGAAAAUAAAAAUAAGCAAUUGCGAAAUCAGAAUACAUCUACUACUCACUCUUAUAUUAUCUCAUUGAUGUCAACUCCUGCUCGUGAUUUCAUCGUCGAUAAGAAGCGCAAGUUAGGAAAUCUUUUAGCAAAAAAAGUUUUUCCUGUACAAGUUGAUGAGGCUUUUAAAGGUUCUAUCUACGUUAAUGAAUUUUUGCUUCCUGAGACUUAUCGAUUGCUACUGAAAACCAAAGAAAAGGCGAAAAAUAGAAAUUUCAAAUUUGUCUGGGCUAAAUGUGGGCAAAUUUUUGUUAAGAAGGAUGAGGAUUCAGAAAGGCUUAUUUUAAAUCAUGAAUCUGAUCUCGCAAAGCUUGAUUAA
This is a messenger RNA of Cotesia glomerata, 774 nucleotides long. RefSeq lists its product as uncharacterized. Bases 1 to 774 code for a protein of 257 amino acids. Lineage: Eukaryota; Metazoa; Arthropoda; Insecta; Hymenoptera; Braconidae. The transcript has a single exon. The record is from RefSeq and is a predicted model, not a curated record.